CACCGCAGCGCACCGGGCCGGGCGGGCACCGGGGCUGCUGCGGGCCGCCCCCGCCGCCCCCCCAGAAAUGGAAACAAACAACCGCCUGAACUUCACUGGCCUUUCCUCUGCACCCGCUGCCUCAGGACCGAAACCCACGCCUGCCUCAGGGGACUCCCCCUUCGCCCACAGCUCCACGCUCGGCUUCCCCCAGCAAGGGAAAAGUCUGAACGGGGGCAUGAAUGUCAAUGGCUUCUCUACUGUAUCCCACCCCGGUACUUCAGGGACCUUCUCACCCGGCUCCGCUGCCGCCGGGGCGCAGCCCCUCCGCCCCUACGACUGCCUGUGGGACUACUCCCCCUACACACCCGCCGCCGGUGCUGCUGCUGGUGGCCUCAAGGACGGGGCAGGCCCUCCCAACCUCGGACAGUUCCCCCUCAACGGCGUGGCCGGGGGGUCCCGGCCGGCCUCGCCCCCGGGGCACGGCACCAACCUGCGGGCAAGCGGGCAGGAGCUGUGGGGCAACGGCACCGCAACGGGGCCCAUGGGGCUGAGCUUUGACUCGCACGAGCUCUACGAGUCCUUCCACGAGCAGAGCUUUGAGUUGAUGCAGAAUGGGCCUGAGGGGUUCUACGCCACCGGUCAGUCCUCGUCCGUGCUGAACUCGGACACGCAGCCCUUCCCAAACGAGCCAGAGCCCAGCCAGGGAGACGCUGAGGGUGCAGCCAAAGAGAUGCCCAGCGCCACAAACAGCACCAGCACCAUCACGGAGAACGGGGGUGGGCUGGUGGGCAGCCAGGAGCUGGAGGAGGCGCAGCCAGACCUGAAGAUCUGCAGCUACAAUGGGGCCACAGCCGCUGGCACGGGGUCACUGGGGCCGGAGGGGGCCAGCGGGUGCCUGGGGGAGGCAUCACCCAUCGCCCCACGGCUGGAGGACACCCACAUCCUCAGCGAGGACUCUCUGGAGCCCUUCGAGUCCCUGGCCAGAGACCCCGGCACCGGCGAUUUGUACGCGAUGGACGACUCGCAGCUGGUGAGCGACAAAUCCCCCUUGGAGGAGCCCCCCGACCUGGCUGUCAGCCCCCCACUCCACGCCGGCCCCUUCAGCCUGCUGCCCGCCAGCCCCUCGCCCGCCCCGCUGCUCCAGGCACCCGGCUCGCCGCCAGCCCUGCCCGGCGACAACGGCGAGCUGAAGAGCGGCGACCACGCGGGGCUGCGGGACUCGGGGUCCCUGGAGCUCGACCCUCCGCUGGAGCCGGACUCGCCGGCCCCGUCUGCUGAGGAGGAGGAGGAGGAGGAGGAAGAAGAGGAGGAGGAGGAGGAGGAGGCUGCCGACAGCUGCCCGGAGACUUCGGCCGCGCCGGGAGAGGGGGAGAGCGAGGAGCCGGCCCUGCUGAGCGCCUCGGGGGCAGGUGAUGUCCCUCGGCGGCGCAUCGCCACUCAGGAGGAGGUGCGCUUCCCGCUGCAGCACGGGUGGAGGCGGGAGGUGCGGAUCAAGAAGGGGAACCAUCGCUGGCAGGGUGAGACCUGGUACUACGGCCCCUGCGGGAAGAGGAUGAAGCAAUUCCCGGAGGUCAUCAAGUACCUGAGCAGGAACAUGGUGCAGGACGUGCGGCGCGAGCACUUCAGCUUCAGCCCCCGCAUGCCCGUGGGAGACUUCUACGAGGAGAGGGACACUGCAGAGGGCGUGCAGUGGGUGAAGCUGAGCCCCGAGGAGAUCCCCGGGCGCAUCCAGGCCAUCACGGGCAAGCGCGGCCGGCCCCGCAACGCCGAGAAGGUCAAAGGCAAGGAGCCCCCGGCCACCAAACGGGGCAGGGGCCGCCCACCCAAGGUCAGGAUGGUGGAUUUGCUCAGCAAGACGGAUGCACGGCUGCUGAAGAGGCUGGAAGCACAAGAGGUGCUCAGCGAGGAGGACAAGCUGAAAAUGAGCAAGAUCAAGAAGAAAAUGAGGCGGAAGGCCAAGAACAAGCAGAAGCAGGAGGCCAAAGCCCCCAGGACCAAGGAGGCCAAGAAGAAAUCCAAGGUCAAGGAGAAGAAGGGGAAGGCAGAGAAGGGCAAGGACAAGGCCAGGCCCAAGGAGAAGAAGGCCAAGGGGGCUCGCAAGGCAGACAAGGGGCUGCUGGCCCAGCGGCGCCUGGAGGAGCGGCGGCGGCAGCAGCUCAUCCUGGAGGAGAUGAAGAAACCCACAGAGGACAUGUGCCUGGGGGACCACCAGCCCCUGCCAGCCUUCUCCCGCAUCCCGGGGCUGGUCCUGCCCAGCCGUGCCUUCUCCGACUGCCUGACGGUGGUGGAGUUCCUGCAGAGCUACGGGAAGGUGCUGGGGCUGGAGCCAGCCCGGGACGUGCCCACGCUGGGGGCGCUGCAGGAGGGGCUGCUGGGGAUGGCCCCUGGCGUGGGGCAGCUGCAGGACCUGCUGGUGAGGCUGCUGCAGGCGGCGCUGUGCGACCCCGGGCUGCCACCCUACUGCCAGUCCCUGAAGAUCCUGGGGGAGAAGGUGUCGGAGAUCAGCCUGAACAGGGACACGGUGUCGGAGGUGCUGCGCUGCUUCCUGACGGCGCACGGCGCGGGCGCGGCUCUGUGCGAGGGGCUGCGCACCAAACCCUUCCAGGCGCUGCCCCCCGAGCUCAAGGCCUCCAUCCUGGUCUUCCUCAUCAACGAGCUCAACAGCAGCGCCCUCAUCAUCAGUGAGAUCGACAAGACCUUGGAGAGCAUGGCCAACUACAGGAAGAACAAGUGGAUCAUUGAGGGAAGACUGCGCAGGCUGAAGGUCGCCCUGGCCAAGAAGACGGGACGUCCUGAGUCGGAGAUCACGGGGCUGGAGGACGGACGGCGCCGGCGCAGCUCCCGCCUGACCGAGGACGUGGGGCUGGAGAUGGAGGAGGAGGAGGAGACCCGAGGGAGGAGAUCUCGCAGGGAGGAGGAGGUUGACACGUCUACAUCCAGCGUGCCGGAGCUGGAGCGGCAGAUCGAGAAGCUGGCCAAGAGGCAGAUGUUCUUCCGCAAGAAGCUGCUCCAUUCCUCCCAGACCCUGCGUGCAGCCUCCCUUGGCCAGGACCGGUUCCGGAGGCGCUACUGGGUCCUGCCCCACCUGGGCGGCAUCUUCGUGGAGGGCGCCGAGGCAGCUGAGGUGGUGCCUCAGGAGCCUCCUGAGGAGAAGAUGUCCCCGCUGGUGUCCCCGGUGAAGGAGGAGCCGGCCGCCGUGCCCGUCGCCAGCCGCACCAGCUGCCCCACCUCGGCCUCCCGUGCCCGUGGGAGGCCCCGGAAAAGCAAAGAGGAGCUGGCCCAGCACUGCCAGCCCUGCCAGCCCUGCCAGCCCUGCCCAGUGCCCAUCAACGGCAUCCUGGAGGAGCCAGAGCCGCUGGGGCAGAGCCAGCACGACCUGAGCCAGUCGGCGUUCCUGUCCUGGCUGAGCCAGACCCAGUCGUCCCUGCUCAAGGACUCGGUUCUCACCCCGGCCAGCAGCCCUGGCAAAGGGGACACGGGGCUCCCCGAGGCCCCCUCGGACCCCAUGGAGGAGGAAGAGGAGGAGGAGGAGGAGGAGGAGAGAGCCCCGGAGGCCGUGGCAAAGAGAGGGCCCUGGUUUAACCUGCUGCCCCGCACGCCUUGCGACGACCGUGCCCCCCUCGCUACCUCCUCGGCCGAGCCCUCGCCACGAGCCCCCGCAGCCCCCCGCAGCCAGAGCAGGGGGGAGCCCCCCAAGGGCUCAGCACGGCAGCUGAACGGCCUCCCCUCAGACGACCCCACAGCCCCCCUGCUCGCCUCCACGCCGGUGCACGCCGGCCCCAGGGCCCACGGCGCCUGCCCCCGCAGCCAGGGCAGCCUGGAGAAGCUCCAGGACGUGCCAGGACAGCCCAAACGCCGAGGGAGACCCCCCACCAAAUUCUUCAAGCAGAUGGAGCAGAAAUACCUGACGCAGCUGACGGAGCAGCCGGUGCCCAGCGAGAUGCAGAGUGGCUGGUGGUGGCUGAGGGACCCCGAGGAGCUGGAGGCCGUGGCACGGGCGCUGCACCCGCGUGGCAUCAGGGAGAAAGCCCUGCACAAGCACCUGACCAAGCACAAGGAGUUCCUGCGUGAGGUUUGCCUCAGGAGCACCACUGACCCCAUCUUCCACCCUCGUCCGGACCCGGCCAGCACGGCGGUGUCCCGGGAGGCCCUGGCUCAGUGGUCAGUGCUGGACAGAGCCUACGAGACCGACCUGGGCGUGCUGCAGUGGGUGGAGGAGCUGGAGCAGCGCGUCCUCAUGGCCGACCUGCAGAUCCGGGGCUGGACGUGUCCGAGCCCGGACUCGAGCAGGGCCGACCUGCGGUACUGCGAGCACAAGGUGGAGCCCCUGGAGGACAUCACGGUGCGCAGCAGCCGGCGGGAGGCGCCGCCCGUGCGCCGGGAGCUCACCAACCCGCUGGACCUGGCCGUGCUGCGCCUGGCGGCGCUGGAGCACAACCUGGAGCGCCGCUACCUCAAGGAGCCGCUGUGGCCGCAGCACGAGGUGGUGCUGGAGAAAGCCGUGCUGAGCAACCCCGAGGAGCUGGGGGCGGGCUCCACCGAGAUCUCGUACGAGAUCACGCCGCGGGUGCGGACGUGGCGGCAGACGCUGGAGCGCUGCCGCAGCGCCGCCCAGGUGUCCCUGUGCCUCCUCCAGCUGGAGAAAUCCAUCGCCUGGGAGAAAUCCGUCAACAGAGUGACCUGCCUGGUUUGCCGGAGAGGGGAUGACGACGAGCACCUGCUGCUGUGCGACGGCUGCGACCGCGGCUGCCACCUCUACUGCCACCGGCCCCGCAUGACAGAGGUGCCCGAGGGAGACUGGUUCUGCUCCGUCUGCGUGGCCAGGGCCGGGCAGUACCGGGACCCCAUCUCCCCCCGGCGAGGCAAGAAACGGAAACGGGGCCGGGGGCUCGGGGGCAGCCCCGGCGAGGAGGAGGAGGAGGAGCCGAGCCCGCGGCGGCGCCGCCCGGCCCCGAGGCACCGGCGGGGGCUGCCCCCGGUGUCCCCCCGGUGCCGGCCCGGGGAGGCGCCGAGCCCAGCCCGCAGGAGGAGCGGGGCCCUGCGGGGGCAGCCCGGAGACCUGACCUACUGCGAGAUCAUCCUGAUGGAGAUGGAGUCUCACGAGGACGCCUGGCCCUUCCUGGAGCCCGUCAACCCCCGCCUGGUGCCCGGCUACCGCAGGAUCAUCAAGAGGCCCAUGGACUUCAGCACCAUGCGCGCCCGGCUGCUGCGGGGAGGGUGA
Molecule: messenger RNA, 5203 nt
Organism: Melozone crissalis (California towhee)
Lineage: Eukaryota; Metazoa; Chordata; Aves; Passeriformes; Passerellidae
Gene: BAZ2A
Product: bromodomain adjacent to zinc finger domain 2A
Exons: 28
Coding region: 68-5203 (1711 amino acids)
Cellular component (GO): rDNA heterochromatin
Molecular function (GO): protein binding; DNA binding
Source: RefSeq, a predicted model, not a curated record